Molecule: messenger RNA, 1243 nt
Organism: Pogona vitticeps (central bearded dragon)
Lineage: Eukaryota; Metazoa; Chordata; Lepidosauria; Squamata; Agamidae
Source: RefSeq, a predicted model, not a curated record
AACUGGCCAAUUACGAGAGGAAUGUGAAUAGAGCCAUUCACAAGUACAAUGCCUACAGGAAAGCAGCUUCUGUGAUAUCCAAGUAUCCAACCAAGAUAAAAAGUGGGGCUGAAGCAAAGAAACUAGAUGGUGUGGGAGCUAAAAUUGCUGAAAAGAUAGAUGAGUUUUUAUCUACUGGGAAACUACGCAAGCUGGAAAAGAUUCGACAAGAUGAUACCAGCUCUUCUAUCAAUUUCCUGACCAGAGUGACUGGCAUAGGUCCUGCUGCUGCCAGGAAAUUCGUGGAGGAAGGAAUUAAGACUCUAGAAGAUCUAAAGAAAAAUGAGCAUAAACUGAACCAUCAUCAGCGAAUUGGAUUGAAAUACUUUGAAGAUUUUGAGAAAAGAAUUCCUCGGGAAGAAAUGUUGGAGAUGCAGGAAAUUGUAUUACGUGAGGUAAAGGAAGUGGACCCCAGAUACAUUGCUACUGUGUGUGGCAGUUUCCGUCGAGGUGCAGAAUCCAGUGGGGACAUGGAUAUCCUCCUGACUCAUCCAGACUUCACGUCGGAGUCCUCCAAGCAGCCAAAGCUUUUGCAUCAAAUUGUGGAGCAGCUGGAAAAGAUCCACUUUGUGACUGACACGCUGUCCAAGGGGGACACCAAGUUCAUGGGAGUAUGUCGACUCCCCAGCAAAGAGGGGGAAACCGAUUACCCUUAUAGGAGAAUUGAUAUCCGGUUGAUUCCCAAGGACCAGUAUUACUGCGGAGUCCUGUACUUCACGGGAAGCGACAUCUUUAACAAGAACAUGCGGGCCCACGCCUUGGAGAUGGGCUUCACCCUCAACGAGUACACCAUCCGGCCUUUGGGUGUCACAGGGGUUGCUGGGGAGCCUCUCCCUGUCGACAGCGAGAAGGACAUCUUUGACUACAUCCAGUGGAAGUAUCGGGAGCCGAAAGAGCGGAGCGAGUAGCUGCCUGGCUCAGCCCAGGCCUUUUCUGGGACCGAGGUGUCGGCCACUUGGCCAGGGGUUGUAAUUUAUUGCCCUUGUGGAAAGUCUGGGGGAGGGAGCGAGCGAGCGAGCGAGAACUGUUUUUAAACACCUUCGGAAGCAAGUAUAAGCUGUGAUAAUUAAAGCACUCACUGGUGUGGGUUCGUAGGUGUUAAAAAAAACAGCUUUAAUAACGGCUAUGAUUUAUCUUUGUUUUAACAUGCCAUGUUACUGGGAAUCUGAAAUAAAUGUUGCAAAGAGGGGUCCAAGACCUUUUA